Sceloporus undulatus (fence lizard) is the source of this 3320-nucleotide messenger RNA. RefSeq names its product collagen alpha-1(XV) chain-like. Lineage: Eukaryota; Metazoa; Chordata; Lepidosauria; Squamata; Phrynosomatidae. Bases 25 to 2622 code for a protein of 865 amino acids. The record is from RefSeq and is a predicted model, not a curated record. The transcript has 25 exons.
AGACAGAAGAGUGUAUGUGUAUGCAUGCUGAAGAUCUGGAAUACUGAAAGAGACAUGCAGGCUCUGAGGGGAGUCCAGUCUUUGGGUUACCUCUGCCUCCUCUUGAUAUUAGGGGAGCUAGUUCCCCCUAGUACUGCUCAGUUAUGGUGGCCCUUUAGUGAAACUAAGGACACCAAAACUACAACAGCUGUGAUGCCUACAACCUCCAAAGGUAUGGAAGCUGAUGUGGUGCAGCUUUCUGAGAAGACAGUAGCUGUGAGCACAUCUCCUCCUUGGAAUACACCUGAGACAUUUGUGGAGGAGGCAUCCCCAUCUGAAAAAACACUAGACCUGGCCAUGUCAGCUGAUAGCAGGACAGGAGCACCGCCUGACGUCACCUUUCCCUUCUCAUCAGUCUUUGAGGGAAGUGCUGGGGAAGAAGAAGAGGGUGAAUUCCUACAAUUUCAGAAAGUCUCAAAUCCCUCGACUCCUUCAGUUCACCAAUCCACGAGUAGAGGAGACUCAGUGGCAAAACAGAUACAAAGUGAAGCUGAAAGAUCACUGGAUCUUAUAGUGACUUCUGAGGGAGAGCUGCAUAAUGUUAAAGUGGAACCUGAGGAGACCUCAUCAACCCUUCCUGCCAAGACGGCUGCUGCCUCCAUUCACUGGACCUCAGAACACUUGCCAAUAUCAGCUCACCAAUCCACAGUCAGAGAGGAGUCUGAGGCAAAACAGAUGACUAACAUUUCACAGUGUGUCUGUCCAGCAGUGCCUGGCCCUCGUGGUCCUAAGGGAGACAAGGGGGACCCUGGCCCACCAGGCCAAAGGGGACUACCUGGGGAAAUUGGACAGACAGGCAGCCCUGGCCAUCCAGGGCCAGCAGGGCCUCCAGGGCCUCCAGGACUACCAGGCUCACCCCUUCCAGGAACACCAGGCUGUACUGGUACCAGCAACGGAGAUGGCAGGUCUGAGGGAGCCACCAUGCUUGUUGAAGGCCCCCCUGGACCACAGGGUUUGCCUGGCCACCCAGGCCCUCCUGGAGCUCAGGGAUACCCAGGACCAGAAGGCCCUCAAGGACCUCCUGGUAUCCCAGGGCAUGAAGGCCAACCAGGAGCACCAGGUCUUCCUGGUUCCCCAGGCCAACCAGGACCACCAGGGUCCUCUGGAUCACCAGGUAUGCCAGGGCCAGAAGGGCCAGAGGGGUCUCCAGGAGCCAUGGGCCCCGAAGGACAUCCAGGGCUUCCAGGCCCCGCAGGGCCACCAGGACCCUCAGGCUUUCCUGGGCAAGAAGGUCCUUCAGGACGAGAAGGGCCUCCAGGCCAGGAUGGGCCAAAGGGUGAAAAGGGUGAGACUGGCCUACAAGGCAAUCCAGGACUAGUUGGAGAAAAAGGGUCUCGUGGUUCACCUGGUCCCAUGGGACCCCCUGGCCUACCUGGAGAAAAUCAGUGCAAUACUCACUCAAGACUUCUUGGGCCUCCAGGACCUAAGGGUGAAAAAGGGGACCCAGGAGAACUGGAUUGCCAUAGCUGCUGUGGAGAAGGCAGAACUGAUACACAUUUCCCUGGCUUCCCUGGCUCAUCUGACUCCUGGGUGCCUUUUAACUACCAUGAGAACGGCAAAGGAAACACAGAGUUAUAUGGUGCAGUUCUCAAACAUGGUCCUCCAGGUCCCCCAGGAAGUCCUGGCCUGCCUGGCCCCCCUGGCCCUCCUGGACCACCAGGUGUCCUUUACCUCAAUAGAGUGUAUCCUGUCCCACCAAGGCCUCAUUGCAAGCAGUCGGUGUCCCAGGACCCAGCUGUGGAUUCAGAUGAUACUGAGCAACUUCUGAGAGAUUCUUCUAUUGUAAACCAGUAUGGAGUUAAGCGCACCUCCUGGAUUUUCAAGUCAAAAGAACUGAUGUUCAAAUCUGCCUCUUCUGUUCCUGAAGGCAGCUUGGUCUAUGUCAGCGAAGAGAGUGAAGCUUUCUUCCGGACCCCCAAGGGAUGGAGCAAGCUUCUGUUAGAGGAUUCGGAGACUUAUUUGGCUGGAGAUGACCCUUCAGUGUCUACAGAGAGAAAUCAGGCCCAAAGCGAUGAAAGCCAAGCAGCAGUCCAGAGUGCACCAACCAAGAUCUCCCAUAGGAUACCUUCAAUCCGUCUAGUGGCACUCAACACCCCUCUCACUGGUGCCAUGAAUGGGAUUGCCGGCAUUGACCUGCAGUGCUAUCGGCAGUCACAGGAGGCAAAGCUACAUGGAACCUUCCGGGCCUUCCUGUCUUCAUCCACUCAAAGCCUAGCCUCAAUUGUGAAAAGAACUGACAGGGGUCUGCCUAUUGUCAAUCUUAAGGGCCAACUAUUGGCAAAGAGCUGGAAUUCUCUCUUCAGUAAAGAUGGCACUUAUAACUUCAAUACCAUGAGGUUCCCCAUCUACACCUUCAGUGGGCGCAAUGUCAUGAUGGAUUCUACAUGGAAAUACAAGUCAGCUUGGCAUGGCAUUAAACAACGGGGAGGCCAGUCACCAAAGCAAGACUGUCAGGACUGGAGAACAGCAUCCAGCCUGGCAGAAGGAUUUGCCUCACCUCCAGCUGCAGGCAAGUUCCUCACAGAGGACAGGCGUAGCUGUUCGGAUUCCCUGAUUGUUCUGUGUGUAGAAAAUACCUUCUGAUAUUUACAUGGAUGGAGAGGACAGCAUAAGAUGGACAAGGGUCACCAGAAGGGUCUGCUUGCUGCAAGAUGAAUGAAAGAGAAACCAUACGCUAAGACAGUCAAGUGGAAAACUCAGAAACUCAUCUCUCCGCACCAUCCUGGGAACAGAUGUUUGAGAAGUGGCCUAGUUAUUAUGUGUUUGUUGUCUGAAUCACAGCAAGUUUCCUGCUGUGAAGAAAUGGCACCUCAUAGUGGCCAGGUGCAAAAUGGUGCUCCUUGUCCCUUUGGCCUCAGCGCAGAGGUAGAUCUCCUCCUGUAAAAAAGGAAAAUAUUUGCAUGUUCUUUGUAUGGCAAAAGAGGGGGGAGGCGCAAAGGGAUUAUCAGGCACAGAAAAUUUAAUGUUCAGUGCCUCAUAUAAUUUUUGCAAUAAGACCCCAAACUGACAGGGAAAGGUAAUUGUCCAGCUGCUGGCACAUUUAAAAUGUUUGCAAUCAUACAACUGUUAACUGUGUAGUUAAUCUCUAUAGCUUGGAGGCAUUGUGUACAGAUCAGCUAGGCAAACUCCUUACACAAGAAAUAUAACCUGCAUCUGUCAUAUUGAGAAUGGAGCAAGCUUGUUUUCUGCUGCUCCAGAGAUUAGGACAUGGGGCAGUGGAUUCAAACUACAAGAAAAGAGAUUCCACCUCAACCUUAGGAAGAACUUCCUGAUGGUAACAA